UCGGCGCUUUUACAUUCUCUUCUCUCUCUCUCUCUCUCUCUCUAUGUUUCUAUGUAUGUAUAAAUUUAUUAGGCUAUUAGCGAACUAUGAAUUAUUGAUUUCCAUUUUCUUUUAGUUGAUGCAUACGAGCUUUUCUUCCAAACGUUUGAGUCCAUUUUCGUUGACUUUUUUUCCCGGUGUUUGGUUGCUGAGAAAACGGAGGAAGAGAAUCAGAUUCACCCGUCCGUCUGUUUUGAUCACAAAACCUCUGGAUGAGAGAAGGGGUUGGGGGGGGGGGGAACCUCUUAACUCAGCCAAAUCACUGGCGGGCGUGGAACUUAGUUGAUUGAAUUUUCCACCUCCAGAUUCCGAACUUCAUUCGAUGAGAUGAAAUUGGUCUGACGCAAAUAUUCUUUUGAUCAAUAGCACUCUUGUCAUCACUGAUUGAUACGUAUCCAUCCGUAUGCGUAACCGCGGGCGUCUGAUUUUUUAAUUUUGUUGUUUUCUUCAUAUACUUUGAAGAUAGUUCUGCAUUUAACUUUCUUUGGCCCCCUUCUAGUUUGCUGAUCAAAAUUUCAAACUCUAUAUGCACAUAUACAUAAUAUACAUACCCCUAAUUCAGUAUAGUGUUGCCGCUACCAUCUGCUUUUCCACAAGAUGUCUAUGGUUUUCUAACUUUUCUGCACUUUAUCAGUAUCUGUUAAUUGUGACCUAUACUAUGGCCUCUAUUCGUUAACAAAUGAUCAAUUUUCAUCUCUUCCCCCUUUUAUUCUGUUAGAUGACAUAUUUUGAGCUUAAUUCUUAAUUUUAGAUUUUCCUUGUAAUAAAAUUUCUAAAUGUUGUUUGUAUUAUUGAGCAACAGGUGUUUAGAUUGAAAUUUUGGCAGCAAUAUAUUAGCAAGUAUGAGAUUCAAGAAAGAAACCAAGGUAGAAGUAUUAUGCAAAACAGUGGUGCCUUCUGGCUCCUGGCGAUGUGCAGAGAUUAUCUGUGGCAAAGGUCACCAUUACUCCAUUAGAUAUGAUGGCAAUGAUGAUGGUACUACUGGUGAGGCAAUUGUAGAGAGGGUGCCAAGGAAAGCCAUAAGACCAUGUCCUCCUGUGCUUGAACUCACUGAGGAUUGGAGGCCAGGUGAUGUGGUAGAGGUUUAUCAAAAAUUUUCCUGGUCAAUGGCCGUCGUUUUGAAGGUUUUUGGGGAAAAGCACGUUUUGGUCAGGCUGCUUGGAUCUUAUUUCCAAUUUAAGGUGAACAAAACUGACAUCCGGAUCAGACAGUGUUGGCAAGAUGAAGAAUGGAUUUUGGUUGGAAAGGGUAGUUCCACAUGCGAGAAUGCAAAAUGUUACAACACAUUUGCUCUGAGGCUUAGUUCAAUGUUCAGUGCCCAAGCUCAGAAAACAACCACAAAGACCAAACAAUCUUUUGACCAUUGCUAUCUUAAUGACAAGAAAACAUUGAAGCGAAGGAGCCAUCCAUAUGUUGGGUUAUAUGCAGAACCUCCCCAGAAGCUUAGGGCAACUGAUAAUGAAAACAGAUGUCAAAGAGCGAGAGCUGCAAAUCCACCGACACUGUGCAAGCAAGUAGAUGGCAUUGUUUUCCCGAGGGACAUUCCAGAUAACAUUGAAACAAUUGAUGAUAGUGUCUCAAGUUGUGUUGGUAGCUGUAGUGUUAUUGGAGGCAACUGGAAUAAAUUGCGUUAUCCUGUAUACGCAAUAGCUGCUGAAGAUUUAGAAGGUGCAACUAGUGAUGCUGAAUCCGCCUGCCAUUGUAGAUAUGAGGAAGGGAAUUGCUUUCUUUCUUCAGAAGAAGAAAUGCAAGCGGAAAUCCAUAGGUUAGAGUUGCAUGCCUAUCAUUGUAUAAUUGAGGCACUGCAUGCUUCAGGACCCUUAAGUUGGGAACAAGAAGCUUUAAUUACAAAUCUUCGUCUUUCCCUCCAUAUAUCAAAUGAUGAACAUUCAAAGGAGAUAAAGAACUUGAUUUCUUCUGAAAAUAGUAUUCAUGUCAGAUGACUGGGA
Prosopis cineraria is the source of this 1988-nucleotide messenger RNA. RefSeq lists its product as uncharacterized. The coding region runs from base 882 to 1982 and encodes 366 amino acids. The record is from RefSeq and is a predicted model, not a curated record. Lineage: Eukaryota; Viridiplantae; Streptophyta; Magnoliopsida; Fabales; Fabaceae. The transcript has 3 exons.